Molecule: messenger RNA, 126 nt
Organism: Colletotrichum paranaense
Lineage: Eukaryota; Fungi; Ascomycota; Sordariomycetes; Glomerellales; Glomerellaceae
Exons: 1
Coding region: 1-126 (41 amino acids)
Source: RefSeq, a predicted model, not a curated record
AUGUCUGUGCUGCUCUUAGCUCUGUCGAACCCCUGCUCAAAUUCAUCACUACACCACAUGGAUGGAAGGUGCCCGCUGAGGGGAUUUGGAGGAAGCACACACUCCAGGUUUGCGACAGGACUGUGA